Molecule: messenger RNA, 2404 nt
Organism: Chenopodium quinoa (quinoa)
Lineage: Eukaryota; Viridiplantae; Streptophyta; Magnoliopsida; Caryophyllales; Amaranthaceae
Exons: 4
Coding region: 523-2121 (532 amino acids)
Source: RefSeq, a predicted model, not a curated record
CCUAAGAAGUUUCAAAUAGUAGAUGACCUUUAUAAAGUCAUGUAAUGGAUUUUGUAGAACCUAAAAGCUUCAAACUUCCUAAUUACAACUUUCUUUUUUCCUAACUAUCAUCCUUAUUCAUUUCUAAUUUCAAACUUCCUAAUUAUGACUUUCUUUUUUCCUAACAAUUAUCCUUAUCCAUUUCUGGUUAGAACUUUAGAAGUAAAGUUUAGUGUUGGUCUGACAUUUAUUUCAUUUGGUUCUUAAGCAUCAUCGUGGGUCCAUCAUGCCUUUAUUAUUUUUUUAAAUUCUUAUUUAUUUAUUUAUUGUUUAGAUGAAGGGUUUUAAGUUUACUAAAUGAUCUUUCACUUUAAUUACGGAAGGUAUCAAAGGCAAAAUAUUUUUAAUAUUAUUUUUUCUUUUUUCUUUUUUGAGAUUUCUCUAUAUAUAUAGUGGAGUGGUGAAGUGGAUGAGGUGCAAAGAUAGGAGAGUUAAAACAUUGAUGAUCUGAUAUUCUACUUUUUAAUUAAGUGUCCUGCUAAAAUGGCAAGCAACAAAUACGAUGAUGAAGAAGCCAUUGUUGAGAAUGGUUCAGCAAUAGCUUCAGCACCAGAAGCGGGAAGAGUACCGGUGAAAUUCGAGAAUGAGCCGGAGUUGCCAAAGGAAAAUGCGAAGUAUGAACUGUUGUUGGAGUUAACAGGAAGAGGAUCCGCUAAUGCCAGACUAGCAGCUGAUAUAGUUAUGGUGUUAGAUGUGAGCUACAGCAUGAAAGGAGACAAGUUGAAGGAGAUGAAGCGCGCGAUGCAGUUUGUGAUCAGCAAGCUAAGCCCAUCUGAUCGUUUGUCGGUCUGCACAUUCGCAAAAGAUUCAAUCAAACUGUGUGGAUUGCGGGUCAUGAGUCCCGUUGCUAAAGAGAAGGUCGAUUACAUGGUCCAAAAUUUACAAGUCGAUUACUAUACUAAUAUAAGUGCUGGCCUUCAAAUGGCCUUAAAGGUACUUGAUGAUCGGAAGUAUACUACUGGCCGAGCCGGCGCUAUCAUGCUUAUGUCUGAUGGUGAGCAAAAUGUGGAUGAUGCAACCAAGAUUUUGGUUGAUCGUUAUCCCAUCUACACUUUCGGUUUUGGGGAUGAGAAAGAAAUUGACACUAAGGUCCUUGGACACAUUGCUAGCAAAAGCAAAGGAGGAACAUUCUCUGUAGCUAAACUUGGAGAUCUGAGUAAGUUGUUCGCCCCGUGUUUGGCUGGGCUUCUUAGCGUACUUGUAAAAGACGUGAAUCUUGUUAUCAAACCACUGCUAGGGACGGUGAGCAGAAGAGAGAAGGUUAAAACCAUCAUCGAAAAGGUUUCUGCAGGAGACUAUGAACAAAUUGUCGAUAAAGAAACUGGCGUCGUAACUGUUUCAUUUGGUGAUCUCUACCAAAAAGAGAUACGCAUGGUUUUGGUCUUCCUUUCUCUCCCUGAAAUACGUAAUGAUCCAAACAAGGCUCAAGUCGAACUCGAUUCCCUUCUCUCUUGCACCUACAGGGCUGAAUCGGGAAAUUCGACACAAACCAAUCCAGUUAAGUUCCGAGUUAAACGAUGUAUUGCACCAAAAAUGAAACAAACAGACGCAACUAAAGCUGAGAUAAAACGGGUGGAAAUUGUGGAAUUGAUGAAAGAGGCAAGAACCCUGGCCGAAGCAAAAAAUAUGGAUGCAGCUCUAGAUAAGGUUGUAGAAGGCCAAAAUUCCCUCGGCCAUGUUGUCGUCGAAGCUCUUAAUGAAGAGUCCAAAAUGGUUAUUGAGACCCUGAAAUAUGAGGUGGAUGAGAUGGUGAAGUUUAUGCAAACUAAUGAAACCUACGAAAACAAAGGCCGUUGUUUUACCUACUCUUCUGAGAUUUCCCAUGACCGCCAGCGUUUUGCCUCUAGAGGCGACGUCGAAAAGAUACGAAGCUAUGCCACUCCGCGCAUGGAAACAUGUUUCGAGCAAGCAAAGGAAUUCGAGAAGGAUCCUAGCAAGCCUGUUCCCACGGUUGUGGAAGACGAGAGGACAGAAAUUGCGGCCGAUCCUCUUGCAACCGUCGCACCAUCUCUUGACUACUACCUUCAAAUUGCAAUUGAUGCUCUCAAAAACCUUCAGAAAGUUAUCAACUACAAGGCCUGAAGUUGCUCUACGCAUGACCUUGCCUAUAACAUAUCGAUUGACUACGACGAUAUAUUGUGUGCUUGUUAUGUUAUGAAUUUGUGUGUUCUAUUGCUAGCUCCUACGAUCACUCGUGGACUAGCAAUGUUAUGCCACCCUUUUACUGUAUAAUAUUACAAUAAAGUUUUUCCGAGUAUAUAUAGCUCGGCACUUAAUCUAACUUUCUAAGGCUUGACUCUAGAUCAAUCCCUUUUGUAGAAAUUAAAUAAGGGUGUGAAUGAAAUCGUGUCGUUUGAUGUGUAUA